Penicillium psychrosexuale is the source of this 1125-nucleotide messenger RNA. Its product is annotated as mitochondrial 54S ribosomal mL50 protein. Lineage: Eukaryota; Fungi; Ascomycota; Eurotiomycetes; Eurotiales; Aspergillaceae. The transcript has 3 exons. The coding region runs from base 1 to 1125 and encodes 374 amino acids. The record is from RefSeq and is a predicted model, not a curated record. Gene Ontology annotation, cellular component: mitochondrion.
AUGCGGCCCUCAAUGCGCCUCCCUCUGCGGGAGGCAAACUUUGUCUGUUCCAGCUGCAGAAUUCAGACCACCCCCCGUAUCUCGCCGCUCGGUCAAGUCCGCCAAUAUGCCUCCGACUCCCCCGGACUCCUCGAACGCGCUCGGCGCAAGAUUUGGGGCACCGACAAGCCCCCAGGCCCAGCAGACCCCUACACUGGAAGUCAGAUCAUGCCAGGAACCGGUCUGGCUUCCGGAGAGUCGGUAGCAGAGGAAGCAUUCAGUCUCGAACAGGGUGAAGCACUGUCUGAAGAAAUUGAUGACAACCUGACCUGGGAGGGAAUGCCCAGGAUUGGUUAUCUACCGGAGAAAGAAUGGCGUCUUCAGGGUUCAAAGGGGCCAGCCGAUAAGGUCAAACCAUGGUACCACAAUCCACGACCUUUACCGUACAUGAAGGCUGCGCAUCAAGCCGCCGUGGAGAUUGGUUUGAUGCAAAUGUUGGGGCAGGAAGUCCCCGUUGUUAGCAACCUUAAGACCGAAGCACAGCUCGAGUCGGUUAAGAUCGAAGGCCAGUCUGGUAACUGGGGCGACCGUCUCCGCUUCCCCGAUGUCAAAACAAUGAAUAUCCUUCUACGCCAUGUAGCAGGGAGUUUGAAAGGCAAAGACGCCAAGAUCGCUCACCGGAAAUUGAAAAAGAUAGCUGGCGAGAAGGGAAAUCGCCUGUAUGACGCAGAGUCCGAGGGUCAGAUGCAGAACAGCAUCAGUUCCCUGUCACUGGCUGAUGGAAACGUCAAGUUUGUUUUCUUCGCCCGUCUCUCCAAAUUGAUGUCUCAGCAUAUUCCUGACCACAUCAUCACCUCUUCCGCCACCACGAGUGAUGUCUUCCGCGCACAGGAGGCACUUCACAAAAAGACUACCAGAUUGACACCGGUGCUUCUCCAUCAACUUAUGGACAAGAACGGUGCCGCUCAAUUGCCUAACGUCAAGAUUCUCGAUGUCCGCCAGACCCGUCAUGACCACGAUGAAGAUCUUGGCCGCAAGAAGCUUAUUGUCUCUACGCUCUACAAGAAUGGUUUGAUCACCAAGAGCCUGGGCCAGAAACAACCGGCCCAUUGGAAGCAAGCUAAGAAGACUGAGGCGAAUGCGUAA